AUGUCCAAAAAAAUCCAUGGAGGGUCUGUUGUGGAGAUGCAAGGAGAUGAAAUGACCAGGGUGAUUUGGGAAUUGAUCAAAGACAAGCUGAUUUUUCCAUAUGUGGAUCUGGAUGUACACAGCUAUGACUUAGGCAUAGAAAAUCGUGAUGCAACAGAUGACAAAGUGACAGUGCAAGCGGCAGAAGCCAUAAAGAAGUACAACGUUGGCAUCAAGUGUGCGACCAUAACCCCCGAUGAGAAGAGAGUGGAGGAGUUCAAGCUGAAACAAAUGUGGAAAUCUCCCAAUGGGACCAUCCGUAACAUUCUGGGUGGCACAGUCUUCAGGGAAGCUAUUAUCUGCAAGAACAUCCCCCGACUGGUGACUGGAUGGGUGAAACCCAUUGUCAUUGGCCGUCAUGCAUAUGGGGAUCAAUACAGAGCAACAGAUUUUGUGGUUCCUGGUCCUGGAAAAGUAGAAAUGACGUACACACCAAAAGAUGGAGGUAAACCAGUGACUUAUGUGAUCCAUAACUUUGAAGACUGCGGUGGUGUUGCCAUGGGAAUGUACAAUCUUGACCUCUCCAUCCAGGAUUUUGCACAUAGUUCUUUCCAAAUGGCAUUGUCUAAGGGCUGGCCUCUCUACAUGAGCACCAAAAACACCAUUCUGAAGAGAUAUGAUGGACGCUUCAAAGACAUCUUUCAGGAGAUCUAUGACAGAGAAUACAAGUCUCAGUUUGAAGCCCAGAAGAUCUGGUAUGAGCAUAGGCUCAUUGAUGACAUGGUGGCCCAAGCCCUAAAAUCUGAGGGAGGCUUCAUCUGGGCCUGCAAGAACUAUGAUGGUGAUGUGCAGUCUGACUCUGUUGCACAAGGCUAUGGCUCCCUGGGAAUGAUGACCAGUGUGCUGAUUUGCCCAGAUGGCAAGACAGUAGAAGCAGAAGCUGCUCAUGGAACGGUUACUCGUCAUUAUCGCCUGCACCAGAAAGGUCAAGAAACCUCUACCAAUCCCAUUGCCUCCAUUUUUGCAUGGACUAGAGGACUAGCUCACAGAGCUAAACUAGAUAAAAACACUGACCUCAAGAACUUUGCCACUGCCUUGGAAGAGGUCUGCGUAGAGACUAUAGAAGCUGGUUUCAUGACAAAGGAUCUAGCCGCCUGCAUUAAAGGCUUGCCUAAUGUGACACGUUCUGACUACCUGAGCACAUUUGAGUUCAUGGACAAGCUCGCUGAAAACUUGAAACUGAAACUAGCCUCUGCAGCGAAACUCUAAGGUCCUGCCUUGGGAAGAGCUCCACAACGAAGCUUGUUCCCUUUUGGGAACUGGCUUACACUGUGUUGUGUAACAUUUCAAACUUCUAGAAGAAAUCAAUAUUAGAAAUUUUUUUAAUGAAACUUAAAAUUGUACCUUUUAACUUUUAGACUGCCUGGGUGGCUCUAUUUGGCCAGCCAAAUGAAUGCAGUAGGGCAUCUAAAGCAUUCCUAGCAGGCUAGAGGUUCCCUUUUUUCAUGAUUUAUCUUUCAUUGUUAUCUCUUCUCUCAUCUGUCUCACUUCCAGACCAAAACAUGUUGUGUUAAACAACUAGUUAAAUAAGAAGUUAAUGCACAGCAGACAAUAAAAACUGGAAAAGUCCUCACUGCUCCAGCACCAUCCACUGACUGACUGGCUGAACAACCUCACUGGAUUGUAGCAGCUAUAGAGUAAACCCCUUCCUGUUGGUCUGAUUGUAUUUGUUAAUGACAGCCAAGGCACAGUAGCCUGGUAAUGAAGGGUUCCUUAAACCAGGGCUAUAGCUUUGAUGAGAGCACUUAAUGAACAUACAGUCUUCUCAGUUCUGCAUCAGACAGAAGUCUGAUAAAGCCAUAAUGCAGUCUAUGUAGAUGCAGGCCCAGUAUUUGGUUCGUACCCGUUUUCCUCUGUGAAGUACAAGAAUUGUUACCUCUAGCAGUUCCUGUGUGUUUCACUCAAGCUGCUUUCUCCCAGUUCCCGAUUUUAUUUUCUACUCAUUCUCCUUUAUCGUUGUGACUCUGAUAUUCAGCAUUAUGAUUUAUUGUGGAACACUAUCCAUCCGUUGUUGAGUUUUUUAUUUUGGAAGGCUUUUUAGUACAAACUAAAAUACAACCAGAACUAAUGUCCCAUUGUGUCUGUUCUUGUGUGUGAACGUGAAGGGUAGGAAUCAUCAAUGUUAGUAGCAUCACUGUACAUUCUGCUUAUUGAAGUCUGCCUCAGUAUUAAGAAAGAGCUGGAAUUAAGGCUACUUCAUAGCCAUUUUAAACAAGUUGUUUUAUUAAUAACAGUUUUUGCCUAUUAUAAACUGUCCUUUUUAGUUUAAUGGUAACUGUAAAAAAUGUCAUCUCUUAUUGCAAGAAAAAUUACAGGAGACCAAUCCAUGCAGCAUUGACCUGGAGAAGAAGUAAUAUGAAACAGUAUUCUGGCUGCUACUUAUUUUCUGUAAUGCCUUUUUUUUUCCUACAAAAGGAGUGCAGCACACCAUCUAGAUUUCCUUAAGGCUUAGGUUAAUACUAACUAUUGAGUUGUGAAGUUGCUGAUUGAAUGCAUUGAACAUUCAGCCAAUUUAAGAAAUGCAGAAAAAUUAAGACACAACCAUUUUAAAGUUAAGUCCCCCCGAUUCCUGCUUAGCUUAUGACCAAGUAAGGAGUUAGCAGCUCAAAUCCCAUCUCAAGUCAUAG
Messenger RNA from Alligator sinensis (Chinese alligator), 2666 nucleotides. RefSeq names its product isocitrate dehydrogenase (NADP(+)) 1, cytosolic (gene IDH1). Gene Ontology annotation, biological process: isocitrate metabolic process. Gene Ontology annotation, molecular function: magnesium ion binding; NAD binding; isocitrate dehydrogenase (NADP+) activity. The transcript has 8 exons. Bases 1 to 1248 code for a protein of 415 amino acids. Gene Ontology annotation, cellular component: peroxisome; mitochondrion; cytosol. The record is from RefSeq and is a predicted model, not a curated record. NCBI's taxonomy places the organism in Eukaryota, Metazoa, Chordata, Crocodylia, Alligatoridae.